Molecule: messenger RNA, 5120 nt
Organism: Seriola dumerili (greater amberjack)
Lineage: Eukaryota; Metazoa; Chordata; Actinopteri; Carangiformes; Carangidae
Gene: rock2a
Product: Rho associated coiled-coil containing protein kinase 2
Exons: 32
Coding region: 716-4849 (1377 amino acids)
Biological process (GO): regulation of actin cytoskeleton organization; peptidyl-threonine phosphorylation; smooth muscle contraction
Cellular component (GO): cytoplasm; cytoskeleton; centrosome
Molecular function (GO): ATP binding; small GTPase binding; Rho-dependent protein serine/threonine kinase activity
Source: RefSeq, a predicted model, not a curated record
AUUCAGCGGCCGCAGGACUUUUCUCUACAAAUCAAACUUGUAUAUUUUCGGGGACCGAGGGUCGUGACGAGGACAAAACGAGGAGGACAAAUACGAAAAUGCGAGAAGAAAUCCAGGAAGAGAGAGUCUGGUUAUUAAAAAUUCAGCGCGGGAGAACAGACAUUAUCGCCCUUUCAGACUUGUGGCAGCACCGAGGAUAAACUACGAUACUAACGGGCUUCAAACAUCUUUGAAUGGGGUGAAACGAAGCGGGGUUUUCUCGAAAAAAAAGCGACUGCAGAGCGUUUCCAAGCGGCCGAAACCCAAAGGGAAGGGGAGGAGAGGGGGGCAAAGAAAACGCCCUGCUCCCUGUUGCUGGUAUCUCCAAAUUCAAACUUUUAUCGCCGAGUUGGAAAAAUGCAUCUUUCAUUUAACGGGAGGUGAUAAUCCAAGCGUAGCGUUGUGUUUAUUAGCUCGGGGCGAAAUAGCUGGCUAACUGCAGGCCCGCUCACUUGGUGAAGUUUUGGGAAGCCUCUCUGCUCUGGGAAUAUUUUCUCCUCAUUGUGCACACUAUUCCUGUUGGAGGCGAGUUGGGUGGGCUGCGAGCCCAAGGCUGCUCCGCUAGGCCCACGGCCAUUAGCCAGGAACAAAGAGGUUUCACAUGUAAAACUCAAACGCUUUGGGGAAAAACCUGUUCAUAUUUUUACUUUAGCCUUUAACGACCGCCGCCGCAGUCAUGUCGCUGGGCGCCGAGAGGAGGAUGGAAACCCGGCAGAAGAAGCUGGAGGACAUGAUCAGAGACCCCAGAUCUUCCGUAAACUUGGAAAGUUUGCUGGACUCCAUGAACGCCCUGGUCUUAGACUUGGACUACCCCGCACUACGCAAGAACAAAAACAUCGAAACCUUCUUAAACAGAUAUGAAAAAGUCAUAGGACAAAUUCGUGACCUCCAGAUGAAGUCUGAAGACUUUGACAGAGUUAAAGUCAUCGGCCGAGGGGCGUUUGGUGAAGUCCAACUGGUCAGACACAAAGCCUCUCAGAAGGUUUACGCCAUGAAGCUGCUGAGCAAGUUUGAGAUGAUCAAGCGCUCAGACUCGGCCUUUUUCUGGGAGGAGAGGGACAUCAUGGCCUUCGCUAACAGUCCCUGGGUUGUGCAGUUGUGCUGUGCCUUCCAAGAUGAGCACUACCUCUACAUGGUGAUGGAGUACAUGCCAGGAGGUGACUUGGUCAACCUCACCAGCACCUACGACGUGCCAGAGAAAUGGGCCAAGUUCUACACAGCAGAGGUCGUGAUGGCCCUGGACGCCAUUCACUCCAUGGGCUUCAUCCACCGUGACGUCAAGCCGGACAACAUGCUGCUGGACAGACUUGGACACCUCAAGCUGGCCGACUUUGGCACGUGCAUGAAGAUGGACUCUACCGGCAUGGUGCACUGUGAUACAGCCGUCGGGACUCCAGACUACAUCUCUCCGGAGGUGCUGAAGUCCCAGGGAGGAGAUGGUUAUUAUGGGAGAGAAUGCGACUGGUGGUCUGUAGGGGUCUUCAUCUUCGAGAUGCUUGUUGGUGAUACGCCGUUCUACGCCGACUCCCUGGUGGGAACGUACAGUAAGAUAAUGGACCAUAAGAACUCUCUGAACUUCCCCGAUGAUGUGGAGAUCUCUAAAGAUGCCAAGAAUAUCAUCUGUGCCUUCCUGACUGACAGGGAGGUGCGAUUGGGCAGGAACGGCGUGGAGGAAAUCAAGCGACACCCUUUCUUCAAGAAUGACCAAUGGACCUUUAACACCAUCAGAGACACGGUCGCCCCUGUGGUCCCGGAGCUGAGCAGUGACAUAGACACCAGUAACUUUGAUGAGAUUGAAGAUGACAAAGGCGAUGUAGAAACCUUCCCCAAACCUAAGGCCUUUGUUGGAAAUCAGUUACCUUUUGUUGGCUUCACUUACUUCAAAGAAGACCAGUUGCUAAAUGCUUCCAACAAUUCCUCAGUGGCCCAUGAGAAUUCGAAAGGAGAGUCAGCAGCAUUGCAGAAGAAACUUCGCCACCUAGAGGUGCAGAUAAAUAAUGACAAGCAGGUUAAAGAUGAUCUCGAGCACAAAUACAGAGCUGCCAUGAGUCGUCUGGACAAAAUCUCGAAGGAGCUUGAGGAAGAGGUGAGCGGAAGAAAGAACCUGGAGUCGAGUGUGAGGCAGCUGGAGAGGGAGAAGGCCCUGCUGCAGCACAAGAGCCUGGAGAGCCACCGCAAGGCUGAGAGCGAGGCCGACAGGAAGCGCUGCCUGGAGAACGAAGUCAACAGCCUACGAGACCAGCUGGACGACAUGAAGAGAAGAAACCAGAAUUCACACAUUUCCAAUGAGAAGAACAUUCACCUACAGAAACAGUUGGAAGAAGCCAACACUCUGCUGCGGGCCGAGUCUGAGGCAGCGACGAGGCUCCGUAAAACCCAGACGGAGAGCAGCAAGCAGCUGCAGCAGCUAGAGGCCAACGUACGCGAGCUGCAGGACAAGUGCUGCCUGCUGGAGCGCAGCAAGCUCAGUCUGGAGAAGGAAUGCAUCAGCCUGCAGGCGGCUCUGGAGACGGAGAGGAGGGAGCACAGCCAGGGCUCAGAGACCAUCAGCGACCUGAUGGGACGGAUCUCUGGUCUGGAGGAGGAGGCACGUCAGCAGAGACAGGCUCUGUCCAAAGCUGAGGCUGAGAAGAGACAGCUUCAGGAGAAACACACUGACCUAGAGAAGGAGAAGAGCAACAAAGAGAUUGAUUUGACCUACAAGCUGAAGGUGCUGCAGCAGGAGCUGGAGCAGGAGGAGAGCUCUCAUAAGGCCACCAGGGCACUGCUGGCAGACAAGAGCAAGAUCAAAGUAACUAUAGAGGGAGCCAAGUCAGAGUCCAUGAAGGAGAUGGAGCAGAAGCUGGCGGAGGAGCGAGUGGCCAAACUGCGUCUGGAGAACAGGAUACUGGAGCUGGAGAAACACAGCAGCAUGAUGGACUGCGACUACAAACAGGCAUUACAGAAACUAGACGAGCUCCGCAGGCAUAAGGACCGCCUCACUGAGGAGGUGAAGAACUUGACAUUGAAGAUCGAGCAGGAGACCCAGAAACGCACCCUGACUCAGAAUGACCUGAAGGCCCAGAACCAGCAACUCAGCACUCUGCGAACCUCAGAGAAGCAGCUCAAACAGGAAACCAAUCACCUGCUGGACAUUAAACGCAGCUUGGAGAAACAGAACCAAGAGCUGCGCAAAGAAAGACAAGACACAGACGGGCAAAUGAAGGAAUUACAGGACCAGUUAGAGGCUGAGCAGUAUUUCUCUACGUUGUAUAAGACCCAGGUUCGUGAGCUGAAGGAGGAGUGUGAGGAGAGGAACAAAAUCACUAAAGAUGUGCAGCAGUCUCUGCAGGAGCUGCAGGAGGAGAGGGACUCGUUGGCGGCUCAGCUUGAGAUCACUCUGACAAAGGCUGACUCAGAGCAGCUGGCACGCUCCAUCGCUGAGGAGCAGUACUCAGACCUGGAGAAGGAGAAGAUAAUGAAGGAGCUGGAACUGAAGGAGAUGAUGGCCCGCCAUCGCCAAGAGCUCUCUGAGAAGGACAUCACCAUCAGUUCGCUGGAGGAGGCCAACCGCACCCUGACCAGUGACGUUGCCAACCUCGCCAAUGAGAAGGAGGAGCUGAACAACAAACUGAGGGAGGCAAUAGAAGAGUCAGAUAAAUCAAAGGACUGGGAGCAGCAGAUCAACCAGAUGAAACAGAUGUUUGACAAGCAGCUGCAGUCUGAGAGGACACUGAAAACUCAGGCCGUCAAUAAGCUGGCGGAGAUCAUGAACAGGAAGGAGGUCCGUGGCGGAGGCAGUCGCCGCGGCAAUGACACAGACAUGCGGCGAAAGGAGAAGGAGAACAGGAAGCUGCAGCUGGAGCUGAGGUCAGAGAAGGAAAAACUCAACAGCACCAUCAUCAAAUACCAGAGAGAGAUCAACGAAAUGCAAGCGCAAUUGGCGGAUGAGAGCCAGAUGCGUAUUGAGCUGCAGAUGGCUCUGGACAGUAAGGACAGCGAUAUCGAGCAGCUCAGGAACCUCCUGCAGUCGCUUAGUGUUCAAUCGAUGGACUCUGCCAGUGUCAGCAGCGGGCCGGAGUUUGAUGCUGAUGAUGCGUUCGCAGAAACGAGGCUUGAGGGGUGGCUCUCUCUCCCUGUCAGAAACAACACCAAAAAGUUUGGAUGGGAGAGAAAGUAUGUUGUGGUGAGCAGCAAGAAGAUUCUCUUUUACAACAGCGAGCAAGACAGAGAGCAGUCCAUUCCCUACAUGGUGCUCGAUAUAGACAAACUCUUCCACGUGAGGCCUGUCACUCAAACAGAUGUGUACCGUGCUGAUGCCAAAGAGAUUCCCAGGAUAUUUCAGAUUCUUUAUGCCAAUGAGGGCGAGAGCAAAAAGGAGCCAGAAUUUCCUGUGGAGCCGCUGGCCAUUGGAGAGAAGUCCAGCUACAUCUGCCACAAGGGCCACGAGUUCAUCCCCACGCUCUACCACUUCCCCACCAACUGUGAGGCCUGCACCAAGCCGCUGUGGAACAUGUUCAAGCCGCCACCUGCUCUGGAGUGCCGGCGCUGCCACAUCAAGUGCCACAAAGACCACAUGGAUAAGAAGGAGGAGAUCAUUGCUCCCUGCAAAGUGAACUACGACGUAUCUACAGCCAAGAACCUGCUGCUGCUGGCCGUGUCUCAGGAGGAGCAGCAGAAGUGGGUGAGCCGGCUGGUCAAGAAGAUUCCCAAGAAGCCUCCACCACCAGAGCACUUUGCACGCUCCUCGCCACGCGCCUCCAUGAAGGUUCAACCCAGCCAGUCCAUGAGGAGGCCCAGUCGACAGCUCCCCACCAGCAAGAGCAGUUAACCUUGCUCUGGACUGCGGUGCAUCUUGAAGGUGGUGAGAUGCGUUUCCUCCUAAAUCAAAGACUCGAUACAAAGCUCCAUCUGCAGAUCAGCACACUGAACUCUACACCACUUCUCCACAGCCCACCCUGUCCUGCUUCAGCCUGUGAGAGUUACAAAGUCUUGUUUUCCCUUUUGUUGAACUUUAGCGGUUCGAUCUUUCCAGCAAGCUGGAUGGCUUGUGAGUAUGUUAGCUGAAGUCUUCUCUCGGGCCCUUGACUCGAGCAAUUCAG